CAGAUGGUGCUGUAACUGCGUUCUAGCAGUGACGGGCGCGACCACAACCGGAUGAUUAGAAAGCUUACUUUGUUUGUCCUGUUUGUUUUGUGACGUUCAUCAGUUCUGAAGGAUUACGAUUACCUGGUUGAGCCUGACAAACAGUAGCACCGCGACAAGCACCUGCAGGUGAGAUACCCAGGUGUGAACAGCGUCCAGGGGAAGUAGAGUCGGAGCAGAAUAGGCACAGCCACUUGUGACUAGCUGCGCUCACUCAUGUGAAACCGACCAGCCAGGGGUCACAUUCUUGCCGAGGUCACGUCUACCUGUGAACAGUGAUGGCUGACAAGCAGAAACUGUGGCUGUGGAUUUUACCUGCUGUCCUGCUGAUAGCAACCAGGGGGCAGUCUGUUUCCUGGACGCAGUCAGCUGACAUGGAGAGCACAGAUUGUGACAAGAUAGGCCCAUACAUCCUGGACGACACUGACAUCAUGCAGGUGUAUGCAACCCCCCCACAGGUGCCCGGGGGGACAGCAACGCGAGACAAAUGCGUUAUUGAGGUCCGAACAGACCCCAAUCGCCGUCUUCGCAUCUACGUAACGGACAUCACCAUCUUUGACUGCGGAACGUUCUUGCAAAUCUUCGACAGCGGAACCCACAUGACCAAACCCACUCGGACUCUUAAGUGUAAGUCAGCCCCUGACAAAUUCGACUCCCGUGGAAAUGUAUUGAGGAUACGACUUGUGAAACAGUCUCCAUCAUCUAUCUACUUCCGCUACACCAUCUUUUUGACAACUGACCAAGGUCCUGACGUUGAAUUCGAACGCACCAUGUCGGACUUCAACAGUUCGCCGCUGUCAAUUGGCGCCAUUGUCGGUCUGAGUAUUGCCGGCGGCCUGCUGCUGCUUGCAGUCAUUGCCAUCGCCAUAUACUGUGUUGUGAAGCAACGCAAGAAGAACCUGGAGGCCGAAGCCCAGAAGUACCCCCCAGAGAACAAUGUCUACUCCACAGGUUCAUCCAAAGUGAUGUACCAGUCUCGCAAAGACCACCACAAAGACAACAAGGGGCCGUAUUCACGUAAUUAUGAGUCCAGUAGCACCGACAGUCAUAACAGUAGUUUAUCCUCCGGAGAUGGACAGGUAUUUGUGAACAUGAACCCUGAUCCGAAGGUAAAGGUCAGGGGUGGAGGUUACUCCAAUAAAGCGUUUGUGCCAUCUGAGGAUGGUGGCCAUGACAGAAGUCGUGACAGUACAGGAAGUGAGGACACUAGCGGAGGCUACGUCAAUGGUUCUUUUGAAAGUAGUGAUACUCCACAAAAAAGAAGAUUUUCCAAGCAUCAGGAAAACGGCAGUGCUGGAAGUUUGUCACGAAAUGGAAGGCGCGGGAGUGCCAGAAGCAAGUCGAACAAAAGACGAAAUAGUGCCAAUGAGGACAAGAAAGGCGGAUUAACGCGAGAAGGAAGUCGUCGAAGGUCAAGGUCGGGGAAUGGAUCAGGAUCAGGUCAUAGAGAUUCUGGUCGUCAAAGAUCACGGUCAAAUGGAGAACAUGGUGGAAGUCGAAGACGAUCCAGGUCAAGAUCACCUCAUAGUCAGAGUUCAAGUGCGUCAUUCGAUAAAGAGGGACGCAAUAGACAUUACAAUAUCAGCGACAUCUCACGGCGAACCCGAGAGAGCAGCAAUUCUUCAACUAGUAGUCGAGACAGUGGGGAUGAGCGUACAGUGUCUUAUGAUCCUAACCCUUCUUCACGAGGUCGCCGAAGUCGUCCAAGGACAAGGGAAGAUGACCUUGGAAGUCAAGUGUGAGCUUCUCGAUAAUGAAUGUGUAGCUUCACCAUAACAGCUCACUGUUGUGUAUCCGCAGAGCCUUGUCCAAAUAUAAAGAUAGAACACCCCCAUCCACCCGUGUUUCCAUGUGGGUAAUCCGAAGGUUCGUGACCCAAGAGACUAAGUCACUGGUGCUUCUUCAGUGCGGUCCCAGUCGCACCUCACCUAUCUAUCCACCUAACUUGCAUCCAUUCCAGAGUACGUACUCAGACAUGGUGUGCCCAGACUCGAAUAUCUCCAACGUGAAGCACUUCGAUAUUGGCAAAUGUGUUAUCAAAUGACCAUAUCAAAUCGAGUAUAUGCCAGAGCGAUAUAUAUGAUCGCCGUUCCACAUGAUGCCUUAUAUGUGCAAUUUACGCACUAAAACACACCCACACGUACUCCGAGAGAUAUAUAUCUAUCGUUGUACACACCAACUGAAUGGGACUACACCCAGACACAAAGUAACGUAGUUGUGCUUACGACUUUCCUUCCCUUCCUACACCAUUGUGAUUAUGGUGGAUCUUCCUCGAAAUUAUCUUGAAGGAUAGUGACGAAGAAAGAAUCAACGAAAGCUGCUGAGGUGGAUGUGUGUGUAUGUGGCAAUAUAAGCAUUAAUUCUGACAGUGGCCUACUUUGAUGUCAUUUCGAGUUCACCGGACAUGACAGGACAGCACUCCUCCCACCGUUCCCUUGCCACAUAACUUGCAUGUGUGUAUGACGGCAUACCUACUGACACAUGCUGAUUAUUGUAUUCUAUGCCCGUAUUUAGUCAGCUCUACUCAAUAAUGAAAAAGAAGAUCUUUGACAUUAAUUAGCAUUAUUAACUCGCCUUCGACCAUAACCAAUUUAUAUUUUUACUUCAUCGAAAUGGCUCUACGGAAUCAAUUGAUAUUUUGUAUGGAUGUUUCUUCAUAUAAGGGGCUUUUUAUUUGUGCAGUGUAUCAAUUUCAUUCUUGCCUCAGGGCAGCCAUUUUUCAUAUAUGAGAAGAACAGAUUCACAAAUCAACUCAAUAAGGACCUGAAGCCUUAAACGUAGUGGGUCAUAUGAACCCCAUAUAUAGUUCCUAGUUCGAAGCAUGUAUUGACAUUACCAAAUCUUUCUCGGAAACUUUCAGAUCGAGGAAGCUGUUUAUGUCACUUUGUGAUAACGUCAUAUUUAGUACAAAUCAUUGGCAUUUUACGUGUUCGGCGCGGAGUUCAGUCUGCAAAUGUGAAGACAUUGUAUAUCAUUAGACAACAUUCUUGCAAUGCACAAGUUAACUUCACACAAUAUUCUACAUAAGUAUGUUCGGAAUUGCAGAUUUCGGAACAUUUUGGAUAUAUAGAUACUUGUUUCAUGUUUACUAAUGCUUUGGUCGUCAGUGUUAAUCCAGAAAAUAUUUGAAAAGCAACAAGCGAGUCUUCAUUAACAUUCGAGCUAUUCUCUACUCAUCAAGGGGUGCUGAAGUUCUUCAGCACCAUUUUGUUUUCAACAAUAUAAUUUUGGUAAGAAUUAGUUUCAAACUAAAUUAGGUGAUGAGCUAUAUGCACAGUUUGUAUGAUUGUGUGUAUGAAUGUUCCCGGAAAUGCCCUUCGUUUCAUUACAUGUGAUUCGCAGUUGGCUUUGGGGACUUGAGCGUAAUCUAGAUUAAGGACUUUCUACACACUUGGGCCAUCUCUGGUCCAGAUACGGGCUCUUGUUAUAACCACAUUGAGUGAUUAUUGUCCAUGGGAAGCUGUACCGACUGCAGCAGCAUGUACACACAUGAUGUGUUAAAACACAUCGACCUUAGUGUCACAUACAAAUGACGGAUAAAGCUGUGAGCAUGGAUAGCAUUAAUCAAACCUCAGAAGGCUUUAACUGUACAGUGUUGUUGUGUUAUAGAUGCAUGUCAUUGACAGCUUCAAGUGCUUCACUACAUAUUCCUUGUGUUAUAUCGCUUCCUACGUUUAUGGAAAUUUUUAUUUCUACGUUGUCAACACUCUCUUAGUCAGAACCAAACUGAAUUCCUUCAAGAUACAUUUUAGUGAUAUUCAAACUCUUAGAAAAUAUAUUAAUAACUUGUUGAUUGUUUGUUAUAUAUUUUCCAUCUGGAAGGCAAACAAACGACCAGUCGUUUCUCGGCCUUGAUGAGUUGUUUUGAAACUUAUUUUAGUCCUUUUUCUAGAUUGUGUAACUUGAAACCUUGUUACUUUAAACGUCCUUGUUAUUGUAUUUAUUAUUUUCAGUUACAUUUUCAUGAUUGAUGAUGUGGACACUACCAAUAUGACAUUCUGUUUAAAACUGGUUCCUGUGAGCCUCUUUAGAAUGGUUUAUGUAUGUAUGUAUUGUUUAUGUAUGUUUUACCUGUUUCCAUGGGUAGAAUAAAAAACUUUAUGGAUAAUCAUACCAUCAAGAUAUGAUAUGCCCUACCCUAUUCAGAAAUGCCAAAUACAGAAUGGUAUUUCCUCAGUGGCUGUCUUGUUACCCUCUGUGACGACGAUGUGUGUAUGUCAGAGAGCACAACAAAUUUCCAAAUCUACCACAUCUAUACAUAAGGUACAAUAAGCAAGCUGCAAAACAGUCAUUCAUGACAUGGGUCAUUGAAUACCUAUUCUAUACGUAUCCUUAGUUCACAUGUAAAUUGUGUAAAUGAAUCAACAUAAUCCUUAAUAAACGUUUAUUAUGAUCUGUUUGAUUGACAUUUAGAAGUUGGUGACUAAUAAGAAUGUAAGAUUGUUUAUGGAUAACAACUUCUUUUAUUAUAUAUGAUGCGACGUUUCGGUAUGGAUUCUUAUACC
Molecule: messenger RNA, 4544 nt
Organism: Haliotis rubra (blacklip abalone)
Lineage: Eukaryota; Metazoa; Mollusca; Gastropoda; Lepetellida; Haliotidae
Product: hornerin-like
Exons: 6
Coding region: 318-1781 (487 amino acids)
Source: RefSeq, a predicted model, not a curated record